UACGUGAUUCUAAAGAAUCGGCAUAUGUCCACGAGGUGAUUUGAAGUAAACAUAAAAGAAUUAUCACGAUGGAAAAAUAUGUAAAACCAUUGACAGACCACAAUGUGGAUUCUCAGUUUAUGGGUGUUGUAGCUGCAAUAAUUGCGAUUAUUAUAACCAUAGUACUAUUUACCAUAUGGCGCAGAAAGAAAUCUAUAGAAAACAGUAUAUUGUUAACUGGUCUCAGUGAUGCUGGUAAAACAUUGAUAUAUGCCCAUCUAGUUUGUUCCAAGUUUGUCAAAACACAUACAUCUGUAAAAGAAAAUGUAGGAAACAUCAUAAUCAAUAAUCAUUCCUUGAGGCUUGUUGAUAUACCUGGACAUGAACGUCUGCGGUAUAAAUUCUUUGAUAAAUUCAAGUUAUCCACAAAGGGACUUGUCUAUGUGAUUGAUUCUGUGACUUUCCAAAAGGAUAUUCGAGAUGUAGCAGAAUUUUUAUACAAUUUAUUGUCUGAUUCUGCUAUACAAAAAAAGGCUGUACUUGUACUAUGCAAUAAACAAGAUCAGACUAUGGCAAAAGGUUCAGUUGUUAUAAAAACUUUAUUAGAAAAGGAAAUGAAUUUACUACGUAUGACAAAAACAAGUCAGUUGGAAGCUACAGAUGCAUCAGCAACAAAUAUCUUUCUUGGCAAGCAGGGAAAAGAUUUUGAAUUUUCCCAUUUGGAUACAAAUAUUGAAUUUGCAGAAUGUAGUGCAUAUAAUAAAGAUCCUGAUACCUCUGCAGAUAUUGAACAAUUAAAUAGUUGGUUAAAACAAAUAGUAUAA
Messenger RNA from Habropoda laboriosa, 803 nucleotides. It is a transcript of the gene SrpRbeta, whose product is annotated as signal recognition particle receptor subunit beta. Gene Ontology annotation, cellular component: Golgi apparatus. Bases 69 to 803 code for a protein of 244 amino acids. Gene Ontology annotation, molecular function: GTP binding. Lineage: Eukaryota; Metazoa; Arthropoda; Insecta; Hymenoptera; Apidae. The transcript is spliced from 4 exons. The record is from RefSeq and is a predicted model, not a curated record. Gene Ontology annotation, biological process: Golgi to plasma membrane protein transport; protein localization to organelle; intracellular protein transport.